This is a messenger RNA of Pecten maximus, 5563 nucleotides long. RefSeq names its product rho GTPase-activating protein 44-like. Gene Ontology annotation, molecular function: protein binding; GTPase activator activity. The record is from RefSeq and is a predicted model, not a curated record. The coding region runs from base 124 to 2547 and encodes 807 amino acids. Gene Ontology annotation, biological process: regulation of actin cytoskeleton organization; regulation of Rac protein signal transduction; positive regulation of GTPase activity. The transcript is spliced from 19 exons. Gene Ontology annotation, cellular component: intracellular anatomical structure; cytoplasm. NCBI's taxonomy places the organism in Eukaryota, Metazoa, Mollusca, Bivalvia, Pectinida, Pectinidae.
ACAUGUCUGUCGCCUGUGGUCUGAAGUGAAAAUGACACUCUACAGAAAAUGCAGAUGAAAUACUGAAACCUAUGGUUUUAAGUUUACUUAAUUCGUCGGAAGUGGACAGGAUAAAACAACACAAUGUUGAAGCGGGAGAAUCUGAGGAAGAAUUUCCUCCGCGUGAAGCAAAUGGCGGAUCAGAAUUUGGGAAGGGCUGAGAAGUCUGAAGUCCUCUCUGAAGAUCUCCAGACAAUCGAAAAGAGAGUGGAGCUGGUGAAAACUGUGGUGCAGAUAACUUCUAAGAAAGUGGCGGGGAGUCUGCAGUCUUCGGCUGGCAUGGACGUGGAGAAACGACUUAGAAAAUUACCGGAAACAAAUUUGGCACAUAGUCUGAUUGAAAAUGCGAAUUUGCUGGGAAAGGACUCUGUCAUGGGGAACAUGUUCCAGAUGUGUGGUGAAUGUGAGAGUAAUCUGGCGUCUAACGCCCUUCAGUAUGAAAUAGAUGUGGAGGCCAAAGUGUUGGGACCACUACAGGACAUGUUUGAUAAUGAUCUGCCAGGUAUAGCUAAGUGCAAAAAACAGCUGAGUAAACUGACACUUGAUAUGGAUUCAGCAAGAAGCAGAUGGAAUACAGCUUUGAAAUCAACUCAAGUCCAUGGAACAAAUAUGACCUCUGCCUCUGCCAAAGCUGACACAAUCAGAGAGGAAUAUGAGGACUCUGUUACAAGGAUGGGACAAGCCAGGGACAACCUGGCUACAGAAAUGUACAACUUCAUCUCCAAGGAAGCAGAACACAGUCAAAAGCUGUUAGUGUUAAUGGAGACCCAAGCAGAGUACCACAGAAAGGCACUGGAGAUUGUCAAGAAGAUGUUACCAAAGAUGAAGGAGGCACUAGAAUGCAAUCCACAUAAACCAGUGUUUGGGACAACAUUAGAUGAGCAUUUACGAGUGACAGGACGGGAUAUUGCUCUGCCUUUAGAGGCUUGUGUACUCACACUGCUGGAAACAGGGAUUGAUGAAGAGGGAUUAUUUAGAAUAGCAGGAAUGGCUUCUCGUGUGAAAAAAUUAAAAAAAUCCUUUGAUGCUGGUGUGAUUGAUAUGGAGGAGUACAGUUUGGAUCCUCAUUCUGUAGCAGGUGUUCUGAAACAGUACCUGAGAGAGAUGGCUGAACCUCUGCUGACUUAUCAAUUGUACCAGGAAUUCCUACAGGCAGCACAACUGCCUCAGGACCAGAGACUACAGGCUUUGUGGACCUCCAUACAUAACCUCCCAGAACACAACUAUAACAACUUUAGGUAUCUUAUUAAAUUUCUAGCCCUUUUAGCUUCCAAGAGUGAUGUGAACAAGAUGACUGCUAGUAAUAUAGCCAUUGUGAUAGGACCAAACCUCUUAUGGUCUGAGGGUGAUAAUGGGCCCAACAUGCUGACCAGUGGGACAAUCAGUAAUCUGAUUGAGUCCAUCAUUUCUCAUGCCAGUUGGUUUUUCCCUGAAGCUAUAGAUUUCCAACAAACUACAAGGGGAACAGCUCCUCCCAGAAAACAGAAGAAUUCAGACGAGACGUCGACGAGCACCGAGCCUGUGACUUUGGCCCAGCGGUCGGCUACACCCUCACAGUCCUCCGGUGGGAGGGCUUGUGACACAGCGUACAUGACGGCUUCAGGGGGAGUUUCAUCCCGUGGCUCUGACACUUCCUCCCAGGACCGCCUGUCCAGUGUGGGCAGUAAUGAGGUGAUAGCUGAGAGCACCUCCCCCUCAUUUCACUCGGUGUCAAGUACGGAGGAUGACAUUGUACAUAGCAACGACAUGACUUGUCAGGGUCAAGGUGAAGAGGUGGACUUUGGUAACUAUGCACUGUAUGCCUCCAGCAAUGAGGGUCCAUUAGACGGAGGAGAACCUUCGUCAGACCAUGAGGGUUCCUUUUCCUCUGGGAACCAGGCAUCCAGUACGACUGGGAGUCCACGAGUUAGCCUGACAUCACCCCACUCCCCAAAUAUGAACACCAGCACCUCUCCCUCGAGCAGUACAGAAGAAACUAACACCGUUGGCCUAGCUGCUCCCCUUGCUGAGAGUGAACAAACCAGCCCUAAAAUCCAGCGACGUGCAACAAGGAAGCCAGCCCCUCCUCCCCCACCUAACAGACCUUUCUCUGUGGCAGUCACAGCUUCUGUGACUAAACCAGUCCAGUACCAGACUUGGCCCAGGCAGGGUGGGGGCAUUGAGCCAGAGAGCCCUGGUGGGGAGGAGUCAGCUGACAGGAUGAAGGCCCCACCUGAGAGGCCAUCCUGUCCUCCAGAAAAACCAAGCCAUGCCCCACACCGGGCAUCCACCAUAUCCCACAGCCACUCUGAGCGUCCUACGAUGCCACCACCAGAUCGACCAAAGAUACCACCUCCAGUGGCUCCCAUGCACCAGCGUUCAGCCUCGACAGGAAGUCCCAACUCAAUAUUAGUGACGUCUUUAGGGGACAGCCCCUCCCCACAAAAUGGACAAGGUAGUCUGUCAUCCUCCAAAGCUGCACAAGACUUGACAUCAAUAGGAAAUUCUUUCAAAAAUGACUCCCCGUAGCUUCCAUCUGCCUUACAUGGAGAUAAGAUCUGUGAUCUUGGCCGCUGGUAGCCGCCAUUUUGUUUGGCAUGUGAUAACCAUGUGACUGAAACCAUGUGAUCAGAUUUUGUGAGCAAUGACUGUUUGUGGGCAGAACUUGAAAUUGUUUGUGAUGUGCAAUAUCUGUGAUGUCGUAUGUUUAUAACAUUGGGUAGUGUAGUACAUUGGCAAAAGGACUUGACCAAGAAGCUGAAUUAGGGGGUUUGUAUUUGAUACGGUACAGCCAUGAUACUUCAAUAUUUCUAUCAAGUUUUAAUAUAUAUCAUUAUAUAAAUCUAUUACUCCAUGUGACUAUUAGACCGCCUGAAGGAGUUUCCAGGUUUCUUGUCUCGAAUGAAAAAACAAAAUUAUCCUGAUAUGUCCUUGAAAAUAAUUGGGAAAUUAUUGUUGAACUGGACCCAAAUACAUACCGGUAAUUUCAAAAUAUUCUAAAUUCAGUUGCUUGCUGUGAUUUUAAACAACAAUGUUACCAGUGUUAAUGUGUACACUGCACAGUAGUCAAUGUUUUCUGUACUCAACACAUAUUUACUUUAAUUUUUCAUCACCAGUUUAAUAUAUUGUUUGUUUGGCAUGCAUAAAUCAGAACUAGUAAAUUAUCCCAUUGAAUAAUUGGACAUGACACAAUUUACAUCUGAAUUAUAGAUAAUCCUACAACUCCAGAAAGUAUUAUCCUAUUCCCACUCCUGUGGUAUAGGGUUUUUGGAUCUGGUUUUCGUACGACUCCUGUGGUAUAGGGUUGUUGGAUCUGGUUUUCGUACGACUCCUGUGGUAUAGGGUUGUUGGAUCUGGUUUUCGUACGACUCCUGUGGUAUAGGGUUGUUGGAUCUGGUUUUCGUAUGACUCCUGUGGUAUAGGGUUGUUGGAUCUGGUUUUCGUACGACUCCUGUGGUAUAGGGUUGUUGGAUCUGGUUUUCGUACGACUCCUGUGGUAUAGGGUUGUUGGAUCUGGUUUUCGUACGACUCCUGUGGUAUAGGGUUGUUGGAUCUGGUUUUCGUAUGACUCCUAUGGUAUAGAGUUGUAGGAGUAGGUUUUUAUAUAACUCUAAUGGUAUGGAUUGUAGGGUUAGGUUUUCAUAUGACAGCAGUGUGGGUUGUAAGAUUAAGUUUGCACAUGGCCAUAAUCUUUAAAUCUUUAUUUUCAACAAUUGCAAAACAAGUUAUGUAUUAACUUAAAUAAAUCACUCUUGUUGGCCGGAUUAAUGUAGGCAUGGGGUCAUACAGUAGAAGGAAACCCAAAGUACACCCCCCCCCCCCCCCCCCCCCAAAAAAAAAAACACUUGAUCAGGAAAGAUACCUCCAUAACUUUUCAUGUUUGAUCAGGGUAUCAGAGCACUGGUUUCUAGGUGGAAGACGAGUGUGUUAUCACUGCUUCACCUUUGGUAUGAUCUAGUGGUAUAGAUGGUAGGUUAGGUUUUCACCAGAACAAAUAUCCAUUCCCUGCCUACACUACUCAAGUUUUCAUACAGCCCUGGUGUAUAGGGUUGUAGUAUCAGGUUUUCUUAAACUCUUGCGGUAUAGGGUUGUAGAAUUAGGUUUUCUUACAACUCUGUGGUAUAGGGUUGUAGGAUUAGGUUUCCUUACAGCUCUGUGGUAUAGGGUUGUAGAAUUAGGUUUUCUUAAACUGUUGCAGUAUAGGGUUGUAGGAUUACUCUUGUGGUAUAGGGUUGUAGGAUCAGGUUUUCUUAAACUCUUGCGGGAUAGAGUUGUAGGAUCAGGUUUUCAUACAACUCUUGUGGUAUAGGGUUGUAGGAUCAGGUUUUCAUACAACCCUUUGGUAUAGGGUUGUAGAAUUAGGUAUUCAUACAACCCUUGUGGUAUAGGGUUGUAGAAUUAGGUUUUCUUAAACUCUUGCGGUAUAAGGUUGUAUGAUUACUCUUGUGGUAUAGGGUUUUUAGGAUCAGGUUUUCUUAAACUCUUGCGAUAUAGGGUUGUAGGAUCAGGCUUUCAUACAACUCCUGUGGUAUAGGGUUGAAGGAUCAGGCUUUCAUACAACUCUUGUGGUAUAGGGUUGUAGGAUCAGGUUUUCAUACAACUCUUGUGGUAUAGGGUUGUAGGAUCAGGUUUUCAUACAACUCUUGUGGUAUAGGGUUGUAGGAUUAGGUUUUCACACAACCCUUGUGGUAUAGGGUUGUAGAAUUAGGUUUUUGUAUGACUCCUGUGGUAUAGGGAUGUAGCCUAGGAUUAGGUUUUUUGCAACUCUAGGGGUAUAGGGUUGUAGGAUUAGGUUUCCUUACAACUCUAGGGGUAUAGGGUUGUAGGAUUAGAUGAAAUAUGACAUGCUCACUCAUGAAUUAUGUUAUGUCCAUAUAUAUAAUUAAGAACCUGUAUUUUUAAGACCUAAGGUUUAUGUGUCAAUGUUGUUUGUAACAGAAAAUAUAAACAUGCUACUUGCACUGAUGCUACUAAACAAUUCCACACACACCCUCUCCGACUGGUAGCUGGGGCUUCCUUCUAACGGUAGUGGACCCUACAAUCUGCAUGUAACACCUUAAGGACAUGCUGAGGCAUUUUAACCCUCGACUGACAUCAUACAAGUCAUUAAAACAUCUACUUAAGGCGUAUGUACAUAAUAGUAGGUGUACAUGUGUAAUGCUUUUUUUCAGUAGCACAAGCUUCUUGGCAGGAUACAGUGAAACUUAUAACUUACAUGAUUCUUCCUGUAACUGUGACAUCAACAAUAAUGUCACAUUUUAACUACAUUAUAAUAUUAGCGGAGACAGAAUGCCAUGAACAUGUUACCUAUCAGAAUGAUAUCACACAUAGUUAUUGCAGCAUUAUCUUUUAUUUCAUUUAUAUUUCUUUGCAAAAAAAAAAAGAAAAAGAAAGAAAAGUACAAAGACAGACAAAACCAGAAAGGACCAAAAGUAAUGAGCAUAGCAAGAAUUUCUUGCACAUGCAGUUGAUAAACUUUAUUACAGAAUGUGCAAUUUGUUAGCUUAUUACAGAAAUUAUUACAAAACUUUUUUUUUUAAUUUUU